AUGGAUAAACAGAACCUCACAGUCAUGAAUGGGUUCAUCCUGAUGGGCAUCACUGACCGGCCUGAGCUGCAGGUCCCACUGUUUGGACUGUUCCUCAUCAUCUAUGCAAUCUCACUGAGGGGCAACUUGGGCAUGAUCAUCCUCACCAUGGUGGAUUCCAGGCUGCAAACACCCAUGUACUUCUUUCUUAAACACUUGGCUAUCACAGAUCUUGGUUAUUCUACAGCUGUGGGACCUAAAAUGUUAAAAAAUUUUGUUUUGAACCAAAAUACAAUAUCCUAUUAUCUUUGUGCUGCACAGCUUGCUUGCUUUCUUCUGUUUAUUACUUGUGAACUUUUCAUUCUGUCUGCUAUGUCCUAUGACCACUAUGUGGCCAUCUGUAACCCACUGCUCUACACUGCCAUCAUGUCACAGAAGGCAUGCUGGGUACUAGUGGCAAUCCCAUAUCUGUAUGGUUUAUGUCUAUCUCUUUUAAUUACUUUUAAAAUGUUCAUUUUGUCAUUCUGUGGCCACAAUAUAAUCAAUCAUUUUUUCUGUGACUGUAUCCCUUUGAUACCUUUGCUCUGUUCAAACACUCAUGGCAUUGAGCUGAUAAUUCUAAUCUUUGUCAAUUUCGAUUUGGUUUCUUCUCUUCUGGUUGUUCUUGUGUUUUAUCUGCUAAUCCUUAUAAUCAUUCUCAGAAUGAACUCUGCUGAGGGCAGGUACAAGGCUUUUGCAACUUGUGGAUCGCUGACAGUGGUCAUCAUCUUCUAUGGGACAUUGAUAUCUAUGUAUUUACAGCCUAAUUAUAGUCACUCCUUUGACACUGAGAAACUGGCAUCUAUCUUUUAUACCCUGAUUAUCCCCAUGUUGAAUCCUUUGAUCUAUAGUUUGAGGAACAAAGAUGUAAAAUAUGCUGGACAGAAGAUAUGGAAGAAGAUGUGCAAGAUUUGA
Mesocricetus auratus (golden hamster) is the source of this 933-nucleotide messenger RNA. RefSeq names its product olfactory receptor 8K3-like. Gene Ontology annotation, cellular component: membrane. NCBI's taxonomy places the organism in Eukaryota, Metazoa, Chordata, Mammalia, Rodentia, Cricetidae. Gene Ontology annotation, biological process: sensory perception of smell; G protein-coupled receptor signaling pathway. Gene Ontology annotation, molecular function: olfactory receptor activity; G protein-coupled receptor activity; odorant binding. The record is from RefSeq and is a predicted model, not a curated record.